Molecule: messenger RNA, 2034 nt
Organism: Helianthus annuus (common sunflower)
Lineage: Eukaryota; Viridiplantae; Streptophyta; Magnoliopsida; Asterales; Asteraceae
Product: claspin-like
Exons: 3
Coding region: 1-2034 (677 amino acids)
Source: RefSeq, a predicted model, not a curated record
AUGAUACAUGCAGUCUUGAGAAAGAAGGAUCAAAAAGGAAAAGACAUAGAUGUAGAAUUCAAGUUUGAUGUUGGAGAUUUAAGGAGAGUUCUAGACUUGAAAGAUUCUGACAAUGAUCCAAUAAUCAUGUCUGAACGUCUUGCUAAAGGUUUGUGGUGCAGAAUGGGAUUUACUGGUCAUAUCAAUGGAAAGAUGACUAAGACAAGUUUUUCGAAGGCUUAUAGAUCCUUGCUGCACUGCAUGGUUCAUUCAUUGUCACACAGGAAAGGAGCCUAUGAUGAAGUUUCUGAUUAUAUUAUGAACAUAGUCACAAGUUUGGUAUUGAACAGGAAGUACAACAUUUCUCAAGUGAUAUUUGAGUAUAUAAAGGAGAACUGCCAGGCGAAAGGAGACAAAUAUAUCAUGUAUCCUAGAUUCAUUAUGAUGUUGAUAAAUGAUAAGAUCAAGGAUCUUCCAAAGAUCAGAAGUGAUGUCAUGGAUGUGAGAAACAUUACAUAUGAAUCAAUUGUGAGAAUCACUAAAGAAAGUGAUACAAAAACGAAACAAAUGAUAUGCAAGAUCAAGGAUCCAGAAUAUGUUGCUCCGGAGAAUGAGAAAUGGAGACAUGAUAACAGUGAUUCAGAUAAUGAAAAUGAAAAGAUGAGCGAGAUGGCUGAGAAGAAGACUAGAUGGUGGUGUGUGAGAAAUGGAAAACGAAAGAGAACACCGAAGUCAUCCCCAACAGGGUCUUCUGGAGAACCACAGCAGAGAUUGGUUGAUGAAACUGUCUCGGAGCCAUCUGUAGUCAUUGAACAAGGAGUUGAUCUUCUAAACCAAACUUUUGAAAGUUAUCUGAAAAGGAAUGAGGAAGCAGCAGCACAACAAGCUCAAGGAUCGAGUGCUCAUGUUGAGAAUGUUACAAGAGUUGAACCAGAGAUUGAAGCUCAGGGUAGUUCAAGUGAAGAUGAUUCUGAAGCAACUCAAUCAGAAUCUGAAUUGGAUCCAAUGACUCUUGGAAGGGGAAAAGCUCAGCUGAAAAAGAAACCUUUAAAGAAGAAGAAAACAUCUGAUGAAGAAGAUUCACCUUAUGAACCGGAUCAGCCAAAGAAACAAGUAAAGAAACGAAAAGCAGUUCAAGCUGGAGUAAUCCCAAGGAAUGUUAGAGCAAAGAAAUCAGAAGCUGAACCACAAAAAGAUAAAGGUGGAAAGAAAGAGAAACACAUUCAGAAAGAAAAGGUCCUUGAAUCUGAGAAGACACAAGAACCAGUAGCUGAAAGAGAAACUGGUGGUGAUGAUUACGUAGAAGUCACUGGGUUUAAAGCUGCUAGUCCACGUCCUCCUUCACAAGACAAACCAGAAUCAUCUCAAAAGAAAGAUUCAAAGGUUGAUUACAUGUUUGAAGGAUUUCCAGAAGCAACAGAAGUUUACACAGAAGAUAUUCCUGAAGAUGACUACGACAUGUUCAACGAUCAAGCAGUUAAAGAAUUGGUACAAAAGGUUAACAAGUUGGAGAAAGAAAAGGCCAAGACUGAAUUAGAACAUGAUAUUUUGAAGAAACAAGUUGAUAAUCUCAUGAAAGCUCAUGAACAAGUCAGAGCAGUGCUGAUAGAACAAGAAGAAACGAUGAACAAAAUGAGGAAUGAAGCUCAUGAUAAUUCAAAGUUGUUUGAACUGUUGACGGCAGAGAUUGCUUCGUUGAAUGUGAAGAUAAAGAACUUAGAAGAUGUCAAUCAAACACACAAUCAGCUUCUCAGUGAAAUGAGUGAAGCUUCGUCAAACGAAAUGAAGGCGAUGAAGUUGGAAAUGGAAGCUAUGAAGGCAGACAAAGUAAUGAAAGAUGAACAACUUCAUAUGCUAUACUCUGUCAUGGAAAGUCAUUUCAAGUUGGAUGUUCAUGCCACAUUCAAUGAAAUAGAAGUGAAAAGAGCUGAAGAGAGAAGGUUGGAACGUGAAAGACGUUUAGCUGAAGAAGCCACCCAAAAGAACAAAGGUGUGAUUGAUGAUACUCAAGAAGCUGGUGGAUCGUCAAGCCAACCUGAUAUUGGUGGUUCAUGA